AUUUUCACAAUCAUUUAUUUCAUUUAUUUAGUAUGUGAUAAUAAUGUAUUAUUGUUGUUUAUAAAAAUUUUUUGAAGGUUAUUUUUAGUUCUUUUGUAAAUUUGUAAUCGUAAUUAGUAAUAAUGUCUUUUUUAAGUGCUCUUGCUAAACAAUCUAGAGUUUUAUUGAACCCCGGACUAAGGCAAUGUCCUAAAAGGAAUAUUUUUACUAAUAUUUCUCCAGUUUAUUUUAAAAUAACAGACACUUUGUUUGGUGAACCAUUGAAGAGGAAGAAAAGAUUAGAUCCAUCUGUCAUAAGACACAGAGAGGAACGUAAACGGCGAAAAUUAGAAAAACAUAUUCGGCGAUUAGAAAAGCAUUCUAAAAAGCUAAAACCGAUUUCUGAAUGUCAAGUACCAUUUAAAUUAAUUGAUGAACUGAAGCAAAGAACCCGUCCAAAGCCAGAACUGACACCCGAAGUAAUCGAAGAACGAACUCUGUUACUAAAAGACUGGUCAAGAUACAAACUCCGUCAACACGUGCAAGACGUGAUGACAAUAGAGUCCAUGAUCGCAUCCCAGCACAGAGCUCUCGAAGAACUCAAAGCCGAAUCAAAAGAUCUUUAUGAUGCAGCAAUAGAACUUGACAUGUCUUUGUUGUCGUUAGAAGUCACAGGACCUACACGCACUCCACCGAUUUCAAACUACGACGUGCCGGAUGGAGAUUACUUCGAUGUAUCCAAAAAAUGGGAAAACGAAUAAAAUAAUUAUUUAUAAAUUUAUGGAUUAAUAAAAAUAAUCAAUUUGAAGGUCUUUGAUGUCAAAUUAUGUAUCAUUUAGUGAAAUAAUGUCAAGGCUAAUAAAAAAUAUGAAUGAGUGCUA
Molecule: messenger RNA, 860 nt
Organism: Cotesia glomerata
Lineage: Eukaryota; Metazoa; Arthropoda; Insecta; Hymenoptera; Braconidae
Gene: mRpL40
Product: 39S ribosomal protein L40, mitochondrial
Exons: 4
Coding region: 123-740 (205 amino acids)
Cellular component (GO): mitochondrial large ribosomal subunit; mitochondrial ribosome
Source: RefSeq, a predicted model, not a curated record